Molecule: messenger RNA, 1718 nt
Organism: Exophiala dermatitidis NIH/UT8656
Lineage: Eukaryota; Fungi; Ascomycota; Eurotiomycetes; Chaetothyriales; Herpotrichiellaceae
Product: gluconate 5-dehydrogenase
Exons: 2
Coding region: 223-1284 (353 amino acids)
Cellular component (GO): intracellular anatomical structure
Molecular function (GO): oxidoreductase activity, acting on NAD(P)H, oxygen as acceptor
Source: RefSeq, a predicted model, not a curated record
GGUAGGUAGGUGGCUUGGGAGAGUUCCAGGCAGGUUUAUGGUAGUAUAAAGAAGUUAGCUACGCUGGCAUUGAGAUGUCGCCCUCGUCUCGAUAGUCCGGCCAGCAUCCCUCCGACAUGGACGAUCACACAGUGUGUGCCUGUAACAUCCGGCUCCGCGAGCUGAUCCACUUUUUUGACCCCUUGAUAGAGGACAACAAGGCGGUCGGGGUUUUCCUAUUAUAUGUAUACAUGUACCGCGCAAGAAUUCCGUAAGCGUGGAAAGAAGCAGGAAGGGAUCCUUUUCAAUCCACAGCCGGAAGACCGCGGCCCCGAGUACGACACGCCAUUAAUCUACACGAUGGGAGACACAGACUCGACGCCGGCAGCUCCAAUGGCAUCUCAAGAUGAAAGAGCGUCGCUCACCUCUCGGACCAUACCGACCAUGACGCUUUCCACCGCCGACAACCCGCUCACGGCUCCGCUACCGCCGCUUCCGCCAUCGACUUUGCCGGCCGAACGAGCAGCUGCACGGUUCCAAUGCGAGGAGCGUGCCGUACUCACCGGAGGAGCAGGCGCACUAGCAUUGGCUUCGGCGCGAGCUCUCCUGGAGCACGGCGUCAGGUUCAUGAUUCUCAUGGACUUACAGUCAACAAUUGACAAGUCGGCAUCCGAAAUCUCGGCACUCCGAAGGGAAUUCCCUCACAAGACCAUCGAGACCAUCCAUGUCGACGUGACGUCGGAACAAGAGGUCGGGUCGGCAUUCAUCCAGGCUUACCAGUGGAUGGGUGGCAUAGAGAUAUUAUGCUGUUUCGCCGGGAUAGUCGACUGUGUCGAUUCUCUUUCUGUCAGGGCCUCACAGUUCCGUAAAGUCGUCGAUGUCAAUCUGACAGGUUCUUUCCUUUGCGCCAAAGCCGCGGCGCAUUGGAUGGUGGACCAGAAAACUGGGGGCUCCAUCCUGUUUACCGCGUCGAUCUCUGCUCAUUCAACAAACUAUCCUCAGCCCCAGGUGGCCUACAACAUUAGUAAGGCCGGCGUGGCACAUCUCACCCGCAAUCUGGCGGCAGAAUGGGCCGUUCACGGUAUCAGAGUCAACAGCAUAUCUCCGGGUUACAUGGAUACAGUGCUCAACGCUGGGGACAAUCUGAAGCCAGUCCGUGACAUCUGGGCCAGCCGAUGUCCCAUGGGUCGAAUGGGAGAUGUCGAGGAAAUCACGGGCGCUGUCGUCCUGCUCAGCAGCAAGAGGGCGGGAAGGUACCUCACAGGCGCCGACCUGUGUGUUGAUGGCGGUGCCAUGUGCUUUUGAACAACGUCCUGCAGACACUGCAUGCGAAGAAAAUGGCAGCCACAGCGCCAAUAAGGGAUGGACCACUCCACGAUGCCUAUAAAAUCCUGGAGCUCUUGGACAAUUAAUAGUUCAAAUAGCAGAGAACAGUGGAUAGGCUCAUCAGGUCGUGAUAGUUGCCCUCGACUGAGCUUUUAGUGCAUCGUCUGCUUGUUAUCGAGCUCGGUGACAGACAUGCCCAAUGGUCUCACUGGUCGCUGCGCUCACCACUUGGGACACCCAGCCUUGUCUCCUUCGUCUCAGCCUUGUGUAUACGUCGUGGGCAGGGUGACCCAUGAACCACAUCGUAUCUGAGCAUUUGUAAGUCGGAGACACGAUAAUCUAGACCGCACAGCCGUAGCCUCCCUGCUCUCUGCAGGAAAAUGAGUUUGAACAUUAGUUUGAGCAGAUGCACC